Ascoidea rubescens DSM 1968 is the source of this 1144-nucleotide messenger RNA. RefSeq lists its product as uncharacterized. The record is from RefSeq and is a predicted model, not a curated record. The transcript has a single exon. Lineage: Eukaryota; Fungi; Ascomycota; Saccharomycetes; Ascoideales; Ascoideaceae. Bases 226 to 1119 code for a protein of 297 amino acids.
AGCAGCUGGAAAGCAAUCCAUGGGCUGUGGAUCGACAGCUAUAAGACAGCUCAAGGGCCCUUCUGUUGUUCCAAGGGCCAGGAUGCAGUAGGACCAAGAUGGAUAGGUAGAGGCGACGACGCCAUGAUCCGAUACAUAUACAGCUGUUUCGGCAGGAAGAAAGGGUACGUCAAAAGCAGCGUACUCCAUUUUGCUCAGAACCACCACCAGUACCCAAACUAUGAGAUGGUUCUCCAGGAUAUUGAUUCCAAGAAUUUGGUGCAGUGGCACGAAGAAAUUGUGUACGAGUUGUAUGACAAAGAGGUGUUGCAUUUUGACUGGUAUAUCGAUAUCAACAACAAAAUUCGGGGUUAUAUUGGCCAUGAGAACAGAGAACAUGAGGAAACAAGUGUAUAUUUCAUGUUUGAGAUCAAAAUUGCAUUGGCCAAUUUGUUAAAAGAGCAUGGCUGCCAGGACACCUAUAAAGCCUUUGAGAGAGCAAAUCUCACCAUCAAGAAACAAUAUUUGCCAAACCAUUACAUUCUCCCAGAUCUUGCAAUUGCACGAAACAACGACCCCAGGUUUGUUGUUGAAGUUGGCAACACCGUGGAUUACGAAACAACUCUUCAAAAGCUUUUCACGCUCUUUAACUCAGCAAAGAACCUCAUGUCCACCGGUAUAUUUGUUCAGCUUGAUCCUGUUAUCAUCGAGCCCAGCUAUUUCCAGGGCUUUGACAUAUAUGUUGAGAGAUGGGGGUACUACCACAACAAGUACAAGGACAGUUAUCCCCAAUUCAUGCAUCCCAUAACUGGGGCCAAAUCCCUCGUUACCAAAGAAACCAGCAAAACCAAAAUUGUAAUGCUCGAGCACUGCCUUUUGAUGACUGGCUAUCGAAUUCCUGCUCACGACAACAACAAAACGCUCCGGUUCACUCUUGGAUCGUUGCUUGGAGAGGUGCCAGACACCUUCAACGAGGACUGUGAGUCUGAGCUCAGCAUCAACGACAGCAUCAGCAUUGACCUUGCUCCAUUGGUGAAGAAGUUGGAGGAGUACGUCGACGCUGGUUUAAUCAACCCAAACACCUUUCAGUUGGACAACGAGAAGAAGCCCAAGUGGUUUGACUGGGAGCCCCUAAUGUAGGCCCUCGAACCAGUGUAUAGCAAGC